AUGGAUUAUCAACUGGAGCGGCCACUUCACUUUGCAGGGGUGCUCUUGAUACUUGUGAUGAAUGGGUGCCUAGUGUUUUCUGCACCACGCCAACCAAUUACACACCAACAAAUUACUCGCCGAUUACGCAGUUUGAAAUUCUUCAUAAACGAGUUAUUUCAAGAAUAUAUUGCAUUUCAUCAAGACAGGAACACUUCAGUUCCUUCAGGGAUCCCAGAUGUUGACAUUUCUGGUGCUACUGUUGAGGAGAGACUGCAGCACAUUUACAGCAAGACCAUGCUUUUCAGAGCUCAUGUUCAUCAAGUACAACUCUACCACGAACAGAAUUGGAACAACUCCGAGAAACUUGCCACCUGCUUGAACGUCGUCCAUGUCCAAUGCCGUUAUUUCGCCUCAAGUGUCCGUAAUCUACUCAGGACUCCUGUGCCCACAGUACCAGCUCUUGAGGUCGGCCCUCACGGUAACAAAUUCCAAAUCCGAGUGUACGGCUGGGCGGUGCUGCGGCAGCUGCAGGACUGGAUCACUGCUGUGGAGACCGUUCUGACCGCUGACCUCCAGGACUCCUGA
This is a messenger RNA of Knipowitschia caucasica, 567 nucleotides long. The record is from the annotation of a GenBank genome assembly. NCBI's taxonomy places the organism in Eukaryota, Metazoa, Chordata, Actinopteri, Gobiiformes, Gobiidae.